Molecule: messenger RNA, 5756 nt
Organism: Betta splendens (Siamese fighting fish)
Lineage: Eukaryota; Metazoa; Chordata; Actinopteri; Anabantiformes; Osphronemidae
Gene: ccdc102a
Product: coiled-coil domain containing 102A
Exons: 10
Coding region: 214-2052 (612 amino acids)
Cellular component (GO): myosin complex
Source: RefSeq, a predicted model, not a curated record
UCUGAGACCCUACCGUUCUGUUUUCUCGGCGAGGACGACGUUUACAUCCUGAUCAGAGGGAGUAACAGUGGGAAGAAAAAGCAAGCAGAGCCGAGAUUUGUCUGGAAAAACGGGGAAACUUCAGCCGCUUAAUCGGAAUAAAGCCAAAUAUUCCAGGAGGCGAUAAUAGCAGUUUCGUCGCUGCCUCCUUCACGCCACUACACUACCUUCAUCAUGAACCACACCCCCAGCCCGCACCUCUCUGAAGGUAGUAAGUCAGCUGGAGGGGGCCUACUAUGCAACCUGGGUCUGGGGUCUGACAGAGGAAUUCGCUCCCCAGACAGCCUUACCCACACCCCAAGCCCCACAGGAGGAACUCCCAGUUCCAGCCCACCGUUGUUGCUAUCUCCAGGUCUAGGAGGCCUGGGGCUGGGAUCCCUGGGUGCCAUUGGUGAAGGAGCUGGGGCUGACUGGGAAAGCAGGGAAGAGCUAAGACUCAGAGAACUGGAAGAGGCUCGAACUAGAGCAGCUCAGAUGGAAAAGACUAUGAGGUGGUGGUCAGACUGUACCGCCAACUGGAGAGAGAAGUGGAGUAAGGUGCGUGCAGAACGUAACCGAGCACGUGAUGAGCUCCGUCAGUUGAGACAGAGGCUGGACACCCUCACCAAGGAGCUGACUAGUGUUCGGCGGGAGCGACAGGAGCUUACCUCAGAGAAUGAGACGCUACGUCAGGAGGCACUACUUUUGCGAGGAGACCAUGCAGCUUUUCCUUUAUCCGCCACGUCUCCCUCUAAUUCCAGAGUACACCUUUGUGGAGCUUCCUCCUCCCUAUGUCCAUCUACCCCCCCCUCUUUGCCUACUUCCUCUUCCUCUCAGGUUCACGCUGAUUGCAAGCUGGAGGAAAAACCUCCAGGGUCUCCAGAACCCGAACCAGUCAGGGACAUAGACUUGGAAGGACAGAAGAUGGAUGAACACAAGGACUUGGAGCUACUUGAGUCAGUCCUUUGUUCCAGGGCCCCAGACACUGAUGCUCAGGAGGCCUGGGACAGUCGGGGUGGCAGUACUGGUGUUAACACAUCCAGCUUACGCUCGUCCUCCAGUCUGAGCAGGCAGGAACGCAGCAGGCAGCUGUGGGAGGACAUGAGCAUGGUGGAGGACGACACCAGCAGACUCAAUGCCCUGCAGCUUCGCCUGGAUGAGUCUCAGAAAAUCCUGCUGAAAGAACGAGAAGACAAAUUUGCUCUAAGUAAGAGCAUUGAAAGACUGGAGGUGGAACUCAGUCAGUGGAAACUUAAAUAUGAGGAGCUGGCCAAGACCAAACAGGAGGCCCUCAAACAGCUGAACCUGCUGAAAGAAAUGCACCAGGAUGAACUUGGUCGCAUAUCUGAAGACCUGGAGGACGAACUAGGAGCCCGAACCAGUAUGGAUAAGAAACUGGCUGAACUACGAACCGAGAUGGAGCGGCUGCAGGUAGAGAAUGCUGCAGAAUGGGGAAGACGAGAGCGUUUGGAGACAGAGAAACUAGGCCUGGAGAGGGACAACAAAAAGUUGAAGGCUCAGGUUGAGGACCUGGAAGAACAGUUGGCAAAGAAGCGCCGGCAAGCCGCCUCUGCUCUUGACAUAGAUCUCAAGGCCAUCCAAAGUGAGCUAUUUGAAAGGAACAAGGAGCUGGCUGACCUUCGCCAUGUUCAUGCUAAGCUGAAGAAACAGUUCCAAGAGAAGACGGCAGAGCUUGUCCAUGCCAACCGGAGGGUGGAGAGCCAUGAGGCUGAAGUUAAAAAGCUACGACUUAGAGUGGAGGAGCUGAAAAAAGAGUUGGGACAGGCUGAAGAUGAGUUAGAUGAGUCUGUUAAUCAGACCAGAAAGCUGCAGAGGUCUCUGGAUGAGCAGGUGGAGCAGACUGAGAACCUGCAGGUUCAGCUGGAACACUUACAGUCAAGACUGAGGAGACAACAACAAAAUCCAGGUUUGUUUGGCAAGAUGAGAUCAGCUCGGUACAGUCCCGAAAACCCAGAUGGUCCAACCAGUGAUGUGGAUGAAGAUGACAAGGAACUGCAGCUCCAGAUCCCAUGACACACACAUAAAUACAGUGAUAAAGCAUGGACGCUGGACUUCUAUGUGAUCAUCAGUAGUCACAGUAAUACUGUGGCUGGAAAAUCAUUCUACAGAAAGAAGCAGCUCUAACAGGAAGUCAUUUAGACCACUGUUUUUGCAUCACAAACUGGUUUAAGUAUACAACAAAAUAAAACAAUACAAUUGACAAAAAAAAAUGUAUUUUAUAAGUAUAAUAUUAAACGUGAAUCCACUUUGUAUGCAAUUUUAUUAGCAGUGACCUCGUAACAUUGCAUAACGUACAGAAUGCUUGGUCUCCAAGGCGAAGCAGACUGAAGGCUUCACUGCCUCAUGAGAGCCACUUGCUGCAUGUUAUGCUGAGCUGGCUUGGUGCGUGGGAACAACCUGCAGUAAUAAGUCCAUGUUUCAGGUAGGACUCUCAGUAUUGUCUGUCAAAUGCCGCUUUUUUUGUAGUUAUAGGCUCCUAUUCUGUUUCCUUACUGGCUUUUUCAUGCUGCGCAAAGAAACUUCCCAAAGACAUUUGUUUGCAAGUUUUUUUUUGUGUUACGUGUUACUAGCUGGAGCAGCCCCUUUGUGAAGGUGCCGGAUGUAGGUAAGACAUCAUCAAACAUUUUGAAAUAUGUCAAGAGGGACACGUAGACAGAUGUAGAUGUAUUACGGACAUUUUCCAAACUAAAGCAUCAUUCAGAAUCAUGAGUCAAUGUAACUCACCAUUCUUUUGCAGCCCGGCACACUUCACCCUAAAAACGUUUUAACAUAACACCUUUCCUUGGACCUGAAAUUUAGAUCUACAACCUGGUUGGAGCCAGAAGGAGUUUUAAUAGUUUCGACAAUCUAUUGCUGAAUAAAGGGUUUUUCCUUUAUGGACUUCUUGAAAUUUCCACCAAAUCUCACAAGCAUAGACUGACAUGUAUCAACCUCAAGUUCAGUCAUUUUUACCUCAUAGUAUCACAAGUAUUGCCAUGUCUGAUCUGUGCUAUUGUAUUGACACAGGCCUCAUGGCCAAAUCUCCAUCACCAGUAUUAUUACGUUCCUCAUCGCUGCCAGCCAUGAGGAAUUGUCCCUGUGAGCCUUUUUGUGUAAAGUAUGUUUAAGGGAUAAGUCAUUCUAGUCAGGCUAGUAUUAUAUGUUAUUGAAAUUCUGCUGAAUUUAUUUUUUGUUCAUUAGUGUAUGAUAUACAUUCAGAUUCUGAUCUGAUAUUGGUUACUAUGUGUUUACACCAGGGUUGCGACCAAAAUGAGCCUCCUUUACUUGCAAACAAAUGUUGCAAGCUGGUUGUCUUUCAUUCAUGAGUGGCAAUCAGUAACAAAUGCAAACUAUUGUUACCAUUGCCUGUCCAGCCAGCUUCUGACCCCAAACUUCAGGUUCAUCAACUUGCGACCGCAAUCAGUAAAGGUGUAUACAGUCGAGUUGCAACUCUUGGUUGUUUCACACACAGAAAAAUUCAAGCACACCAAAACCCUCACUUAAAACUAUGUGUGAACGCUUUCUCUUGUUCUUGGUGAGAUGUGUCUGCCAUGGGAGCAAAAAAGUAAAUAUGGGAAGAAGGUCAUGUGGACUACUGACGAGAGGCAAUUUUACGAUGAAGGUCAACCUACCCGGGUUGGUCCCGUGCUGAUUUUUUUUUUUUUUUAUUACCUUGCUUGCAUUUACCACUUAAAGCUAAUUCUACGGUUUAACCAUUAAGCGUAGUUACUGAGACUGGGAAAACAGUCUACAAUAACUGUAUUGAUGCACUGGAGUUGCCAAAAGCACAUCUCAAGGCAAUACAGGAGGCGGCGGGAAUCGAACUUAUUGAACUCUGAUACGUUAAUCAGCUGAAGAUAUUACAGAAGAUUGCCUUUGUUCCCGUUUUGGUUUGGUAUCUAUUCUCAACAGAAGGACUGCACCAGACCACCUAAUUUUGAGGGGGUCUGGGUGCGGUUGUUUUGGUCAAGUGCGAUUACCGUGUUCACACCAGACAAAAAGAAACGCACCAAGAAGGAAAAUGAACUUAAGUUCAAUUUACUUGAACUAAAUCUUGUAGGUGUGAACGCACCCUUCAAAUCUGUCCAAAACUUAGAAUUGCAAAUAUGUGCAAGUUUGGUUUUGACUCUUCAUCACCAUAUCGUCCCCAUAUUCCAUACAUGGUGGGCCUUUACAUUGUCCUAGCAAACGUGAAUGUGGUCUCAGCAUGGUUGUGCCAUGGUAAGAUUCGGUACAGUGAGAUUCUUUGAAGUGUCUCUAUUUGUCGGUUUUUAAGUGGCUGCAACUGGCUGGCAUUGAGGUUUCCAAAAUGCUCAAAAUAGAUUGAACUUACCUAAAAAGCCUUUGCUGGCACUGGUGGUUGUAACCCUGGUGUAAACAUAGUUGUUGUUGUUGUUGUUGUGUAGCACAAUAGUCAAGGGCUUUGGUGUAAGUGCAAAUAAGUGGUGAAAGACCGUAACUUCUGCUAAUGACCAUAAUUUCAUGCGUGUGAUGGUUGUAUUGGGAUAAACCAGGCCCUCAACGCUCACUAGGACACAAGGGCUUUUUCAGAAACUUAAAGGCAACAUACAGUAGACCAACUGUUGGAUGUGUUCAAAACCAAAACACUAGGACAUUUCCCUCUGUACCAGUAGCAAACUGGUGACAGUUUGCUACUGGUACAGAGACUGUUUAUUGCUACUACUAAUUUGAUCCACAACUGUUUUCUGUGAAAAUAUCUGCAUAUCAUUAUCUACUUCUAACCAAAGUACUAAUCUUGUGUAAACCUAACCUCACACAUGAUUAUGGACUCAGAUAUUCUAUGACAUUUCUACACCACAAACUCCCCUUGUUGAAUCACAACACAAGUGUACAUACACAAAAAACACAUGCCUCCACACCACUGUUAUAUAUCAGUUUAGUGGAAGCACACAUCAAGAUGUGAAUGAAUGAAUGUAUUGCCAUUGCAUUCUUCAGUAUUUGGAGUAAAUCUGUUCUUUAUUACAGUAUAAUAGUAAAGUGAUCAUUUGGUCUGUCUGGCUGGAGUGUCCUAUACUGUAGGUCCCUACAAACCAAACUUGAAAAGUUCAUAUUCCAAAGCUGAAAUGCAAGGGUCUUUACAAAAUAUAAAUUUAAAGUUGAGCAUCAUUUAUUUAUAUUUGUUUCAGAAUAGUUAGCAUUUAGUGUAGCCCCUAUGUUGACUACGGCAGAAAUACAAUUAUUAAUAUUAUACUCUGCAGUAUUUUUACAAUAUUCAUGUUGUUAGGAAGAACAGGCCAAAUAUCUCAAUAUUUAUGUCCAGUUAUUCUUUCAGGGGUUGAUUAAGUUAUGGUUGGCAAGCCUCCAAGCCAGCAUUUAAACCAUCAUAGCUCCAUUUAGUUGCCCAUGUAAUAAGCCUUGACAGGGAAUUUUGGAUACACUGGGUGUUUGACUGAAGAGUUAAUUUAUUUGUGUAAACUUUCUUGGACUAAGUCUCUUUUCUGUGAAUGUGCUUUAGUCCAUCAGUGAAUAAAGGCAGCCCUGAAAGCAAUAAAAUAUGCAUUAAGCCUUCACCACCACCAACAUUCAAUCUUUGCCUCAGCCUCAACUCUGAAGCUGGAAGGGGACCAAGAUGUUUUUACUGAUAAGAACUAUUUAUGUCAUUGUUGUUAUUGUUUAGCUUUUAUAAAUGAUCUGUAUUACAGUGGUUUUGUAUUAGCUCUAUAAAUGUUAACAGUAUAUAUAAAUAAAUUUGAGUUUGUGUUUUGUUUUUUUCCUAA